This is a messenger RNA of Babesia ovata, 351 nucleotides long. RefSeq lists its product as hypothetical. NCBI's taxonomy places the organism in Eukaryota, Apicomplexa, Aconoidasida, Piroplasmida, Babesiidae. The record is from RefSeq and is a predicted model, not a curated record. Bases 1 to 351 code for a protein of 116 amino acids. The transcript has a single exon.
AUGAUGGUCGUCUAUAUUUUUUCCAACCUUAUCGGUCAAAAAGCUUUCGAUCAUUUUGUGAAGGUCGAAGGCUUUCUUCUCAAGUGGAGACUGGCCGCCGUCGGCGGCUGUGGUUACGCCGGAUUCCUCUUUAGAUUGAAGCGCUGUAAGCGCUUUUUUAAUUCCAUCGAGCGUAUCUUUUGUAUUCCUUUGAUCACCGACGAUCUUUGUCACCGCUGCCUGCAGCUUAUUUAUGGCUUCGUCCGCCGUGGCUUUGAGGAGGUUGAAGAGUUUUUCUUCCACUUCGGCGUUGGUGGCCUUCUUGCCGAAUUCCUCUUUGAUGCCGUUGAAGAUGUUGAAGGAUAUGUUUGA